GCUGUUUCCUGGGCUGGGCCUCGAAGUCGGAAUGGACGUCCUUUCUUUCGCUUCCCGUCUGGUCCCCUUCCGAGUUCCGACUUCGACUCCCACCGCUGCCGGCGGCGCUGGCUAGGUGAGGCUAGCGGCGGCUCUCUGCUUCAGCCGGAGCGCUACUCGGUGCUGCCCCUCCUCCUCGCCUCCUGGCCUCGCAGGAGGACAGAGAUUCUAAAAUUCAGUACAAACUGACGACCUACACAUUCGGAGCUUGGCAUGGCGCUGUCAGUGUCCAUAUAGCUGCCUCAAUGGCGCUGAAGGUUGCGUAUCGCAUACGCUUUGCGAGAUGGCACCUGCUAUCAGGCAGACUCAUGUACUGUUCGUGCCCAGAUUCGCCCUCCGCGCGGGCUUCUGCCGAGAGAGCAAGUUCUUCCGAGUUUGAUUCUGCGAUCCGGUCACUCAAGGACAGUCUCCGGCCAGAGAGUCUAGCCCGGAUUCUCGAUUCCACGUCCGAUUCGAGCUUGGCACUUAGGAUCUUCAGAUGGGCUUCGCAUCAGAGGUAUAACAUCCAGACGGUUGAUACCUACAGCUGUAUGAUCUCCAGGCUUACUGUUGUGGAAAAUCGUGAUGAGAUGGACAGCCUCCUCAGUGAGAUGGUCAGGCUGAGGGUUCCUGCGCUGGAGCAGGCCCUUAAUAAAUUAGUUGAGUCCCUGAGCAGUAAGAACCGAUGUGAUGAAGCUUUGCUGGUAAUACAGCAUGCUAGAUCUGCGAAGCUUAAGUUGUCAGUCUCAGCUUGCAACGGAGUGCUGCAUGGUAUGGUCAGGCAAGGAAGGGGUUUGCGGUUGUUCAUGCUUGCGUACACGGAGAUUAUCAAGGCGGGAGUCCUCCCUGAUGUGGAGGCAUUGAAUUUUCUGAUCCAGGCUUUGUGUGAGUCUGGUCGUUUAGAUCUGGCACUGAUUCAGUUUGACAGGAUGAACAAGAAGAGGUGUACUCCUAAUAGUCAUACGUUUGAGAUACUGAUCACAGCACUUUGUUUCCACAGCAGAGCAGAUGAAGCGGUCAAGCUCUUUGAUAAGAUGCUGCAACUUAGAUGCUCCCCUGAUAGCAGCUUCCAUGCUCAAGUGAUGCCCCUGUUUUGCAAGUUCAGUAAAGUUAAGGAGGUGAUUACGUUGCAUCGAAUAAUGAAAGAAGGCAACAUUCAGUUGAGUCUGCAGUUGUACAGUGCCUUGGUUAGAUGUUUAUGUGAGAAUGAACUACUGGAUGACGCUACCAUAGUGUUCAAAGAGAUGGUAGCAUCAGGUCAUGCUCCAAUGGCAAUUACAUAUGUGGACAUGAUAAAUUGCUACUGUACAAAAUCCAAGUUCCACAACGCUAUGAUCUUUCUAGAGGAAAAUGGUGUCACUGAAUUAGAACCAUAUAAUGUGCUCCUGACAUGGUUGUGUAGAAAUGACAGGCUGCAGGAUUCAGUAAACUAUCUUGAGAAAUUGCACAGCAGAGGUUUUGUUGAUUGUGAGUCAUGGAACAUUGUUAUAACUCAGUUCUGCAAUGAAGGAAACAUCAGAAGAGCAUUUGAGCUCAUUGGUAGAAUGGUUGUUUCUUCAUUUGCACCAGAUAAGACUACCUAUUCUGCUGUUAUAUCUUGUUACUGUCGAUUAGGAUCUUACAUAGAUGCCUUGAGUAUGUUCAGAAGGGUAAGUAUUAGCAACAUGUCUUUGAAUUCGGAAUCUUUCUCACAGCUUGUAGAGGUUUUGUGUCACUCAAAGAGGAUCAAAGAAGCUAUCGAAGUUUUUAAAUAUCACUAUAAUAGAGGUUGCAGUCUGACAAACAAGUCACUUGAUAUGCUAAUUCAAGGGAGUUGCUUGUCUGGAAAGAUUCAAGAAGCAGUCAAAUUGCGCACGUUGGCUGUUUCUGUUUGCACAGGCACUUUUUGUACAUUCUCCACUUAUGACAUAAUUAUCCAAGCACUGUUCCAUUUGAAGGAGGGGAAACAUGUAUUGGCUCUCUUUGCACAAAUGUUGAUGGAAGGUUGUCCAUUGGAUGGGUAUGCAUACAAUAUUCUGUUGCGCUCUUUCCUCACCAAGGAAACAAUUAUUGAGGCUGCUAUCUUGUUCAACAGAAUGGUUAACCAUUCCUUUUUUCCUGACCAAGAGACGUUUGAAUUAUUAGUCAAUGAUAUGGCCUUGUUUUCUUUUCUUAAUAUGGUUGCACAAAGUUUACUGAAAGUGGUAGAUGCAAGUGGAACAGUGAGCCCUAGAAUGUAUAACAUUAUUAUUUACGGACUUAUUAAAGAAGGCUUCAAGAGUGAGGCAUGCAAGUUUCUAGACCAAAUGCUGGAAAAGGGGUGGGUGCCUGAUUCAAGGACACAUCGUGUCUUGGUCGGCAGCUCUGAUCUGGUGGAGGCUAGAGAACUUGUUGAAGCCUACCAGACAGUGGAUGGUGAUAAUGUGGCCAACAUAUUGUUGGAAGGACUAGAUUGAGGUCUGUGACAUGUUUUGGUUUACUGUUGUAGGGAAAGGAUAUACCAGUGCUGACAGUGUUUCCAGGUAAAGUUUUCAUGAAAUACUGUCAGUAAUGAAUACUGGUAGCAGAAUCUAGAAAAGUAGAAAAACCUGUAGCAGAAAAGAUAAGGGAGUUGUACAUACUUGAAAGACCUUCAGCAAAGAUGAAAACGGCAAAUUGCUCUGGAUAACGUCCUGUACUUUUCAGACAUUAUCGUGCCAUUUCUAAGGAAAAAAAACACAAUCUUUGCCAUCA
Molecule: messenger RNA, 2730 nt
Organism: Zea mays
Lineage: Eukaryota; Viridiplantae; Streptophyta; Magnoliopsida; Poales; Poaceae
Product: pentatricopeptide repeat-containing protein
Exons: 2
Coding region: 285-2453 (722 amino acids)
Molecular function (GO): protein binding
Source: RefSeq, a predicted model, not a curated record